AUGGAUAUCCGAGGUGAUGGCGAAGUCACAAGGCUGGGAGCUGGUGAAUCAUAUAGACCUAAUCAUAACCGACGCUCACCACCGCGAGCCGAUACUUUCAGGUCCGACCGGGACAGAGACAGGUCACCUCGCAGAGAUCGACGAACUCCACCAUUAUCCAGCGACAGUUAUCAUCCUGGCGGACGUGAUCGUUCACCAAGACGUAGAUCAAGAACGCCUCCAUAUCGCGCAAGAGACCGAUCACCACUUCGAGAUAUGACUUGGCGUGGCAGACCCAGGUCACCACUUCGAGGAGCUCGAACUCCAUUGAGAGCCCGAAGUCCAAGGAGAUUUUCUCCUAGACGAGACGAUGACCGCAGAGAGCGACCUAGAUCUCCAAGAAGAGACGACAGGAGACGUUCAAGGUCACCUUUUGAUCGUAGCCGUACACCCCUUCGAGCUAGAUCCCCCAUCCGAGCUAGAUCUCCCUUGCCUCGCAGAUCACCACCGCCUGGCCCGAGAGGCUCUUGGCGCCCACGUUCUCGCAGUCGCGACCCGAGAGAUGUUCGCACCCCUCUUGGACCAAGUUCACAAAAUUGGAGACGUCGUUCACCUUCACCCAUACGCCGGAGAUCGCCAUCUCCAAUCAGGCGUCGGUCUCCUUCUCCAGCUCUCCGUGAUUCAGAAAGAUCAUCAGGUAGAAGUUCUGGCACCAAUUCCCGUAGAUCAUCUCCACCUGUCCACCCUAGCAGGCAAGCUUUAACGCAAGCAGCAACCCGCGAAGCAAUACGUUCACCUGUGCCAGUCAGAGACCGAUCCCCUCCAGCUUUGGCUCAUAGACAAAGAGAGCAAGAAACUUCAAGAUCCGCCCCGAAAGAUCGGUCACCAAUUCGUCCUACGGCCCCAAGAUCACCUCCUAGGGGCCCAGCAGCAACGUUCCGAGCCCCAACUGGACCCAGUGGAGGCCGCAACUUCGCUGCGCCUAUUCCAUCCGGCCCUUCUUCAAACUAUAAUUCGAGAGCUGGUUCUGAGAGCAAUGGUCACAUCGCUCCACCAUCAGGCCCACGUGGUUACGCUCCACCUCGUGGCCCUUCCGCUUCUUUAAGAGGUGGUCGAUCAUCGUUUAGCAACGACCGUCACAGCCGUCCAGAUACCUCGUCUUGGGGAGCAGCACCUCCGGCUCGAUCCAACGCAGAAUUAAGCUCAAGAACUAGUCUACCUCCACCGCGUCCUCCUCCAAGUGUCUCACCCUCACCAGCUAGGGACACUCCCCCUGCUGCCCCCACAGGCCCUUCGGGCAUUCCCACAGGCCCUCGCGCAGGCACUACAGUUCCUUCUCGUCCCUCACUUCAACAUCCCUCUAAUAUAUAUCAUAGCCGCGGUUCCAUCUCGGGUCCCUCAUCUGGUCCUCGUAUACACCCAGCAAUGGUAGGCAUUCCACCCAUCAUACCGGGAGGGAGGAUUGAUCCAACAGCCUCUGGAAUUUCUGCAGAUCUAGCAGCUCGUCUCAAGAAAAAGGAAGAGGAAGCGGAGGUUUUAAGAGAGGAAGUGAAGCAAAAACAGGAGAAGCUUAGGAAGGGAUUAAAACAUUGGGAUAGAUUGAGCAGGGAAAGUGCAAGUAUGGGUUUGAAAAGCGAGUUGAGCGAGAGACAUUUGAGAAUUUUAGCUGGUGAGAGCGUAGGUGGAAAGGCCUUUUAA
Sclerotinia sclerotiorum 1980 UF-70 is the source of this 1677-nucleotide messenger RNA. RefSeq lists its product with no specific name. Bases 1 to 1677 code for a protein of 558 amino acids. Lineage: Eukaryota; Fungi; Ascomycota; Leotiomycetes; Helotiales; Sclerotiniaceae. The record is from RefSeq and is a predicted model, not a curated record. The transcript has 2 exons.